This is a messenger RNA of Ipomoea triloba (trilobed morning glory), 2013 nucleotides long. RefSeq names its product protein disulfide isomerase-like 1-4. The transcript has 12 exons. Lineage: Eukaryota; Viridiplantae; Streptophyta; Magnoliopsida; Solanales; Convolvulaceae. Gene Ontology annotation, biological process: response to endoplasmic reticulum stress; protein folding. The coding region runs from base 126 to 1877 and encodes 583 amino acids. Gene Ontology annotation, molecular function: protein disulfide isomerase activity. The record is from RefSeq and is a predicted model, not a curated record. Gene Ontology annotation, cellular component: endoplasmic reticulum.
CGUUUCUUGUUUCCUCUUCGAUCCCCGACCUGACAACCUCCGUAUCAGAUCUCACACUUGACAGUUUACAGUCGAUCUUACUCCGAUUGCCGAUAGUCAAAACUGAGUCAACUCGCCAUCUAAUUAUGCCGCGUCAGCUCAUUCUCCUCACUCUCGCCUGUCUUCUACUCUUCUCCCUAUUAGCGUCUCCGUCCCUGGCCAAAACCGCCGCCGCCGCCGACGAUGACGACGAAGACCUCACCUUCCUCGAAUCCGACGACGAGAACGAUGGCGCAGCGAAGCACACUCACCAAUCGGAUCCUCACAACUUCGGAAGCGACGACGAAGCUGAGGACGACGAUGAAGACUUCGAGAAUUACGACGAUUUUGAGGUUCCGCAGGGAUUCGGUCGCGAGGAGGAAGAGGACGACGGCCCUAAGGUCGACGAUAAGGACGUCGUUGUCUUGACGGAUAGGAACUUAAGCGACUUCGUGGAUAGUAACAAGUAUGUGAUGGUGGAGUUCUACGCGCCCUGGUGCGGGCACUGUAAGGCUCUCGCGCCUGAGUACGCUGCCGCUGCGACUGAACUGAAAACAGAGAAUGUGGUGCUUGCUAAGGUCGAUGCCACAGAGGAGAAUGGGCUUGCCGAGAACUAUGAGGUCCAGGGGUUUCCUACUAUUUUAUUCUUUGUUGACGGUGAGCAUAAACCCUAUAAUGGCCAAAGAACCAAAGAUGCAAUUGUGACUUGGAUCAAGAAGAAGGUUGGGCCUGGAGUAUAUAAUAUAACUUCAACUGAGGAUGCAGAGCGAAUAUUAACUGCUGAAAACAGAGUUGUUUUGGGAUUCCUUGACUCAUUGGUGGGUCCCUCAAGUGAGGAGUUUGCUGCUGCCUCAAAACUAGAAGAUAAUAUUAACUUCUUUCAAACAGAUGAUCCUAAUAUCGCGAAACUUUUCCACAUUGAACCCAGUGCAAAACGCCCCUCUUUGGUCUUGCUUAAAAAGGAAGCAGAGAAAGUGACCCAUUAUGAUGGUAUCUUCACAAAGUCUGCUAUUCUUGGAUUUAUUUCUGCUAACAAGCUUCCUUUGGUGACAACAUUUACUAGAGAAAGUGCACCUUCAAUCUUUGAUAGUCCAAUUAAGAAACAGGUGAUGCUAUUUACCACAUCGAAUGAUACAGAAAAGUUUUUCCCAGUCUUCCAAGAUGCUGCGAGAUACUUCAAGGGAAAGCUUAUAUUUGUGUAUAUCAAAAUUGAUGAUGAAGAUGUUGGAAGGCCUGUAGCAAAUUACUUUGGAGUUGAAGGGGAUACUGCAAAGAUAAUUGGAUUCUCAGGACUUGAAGAUGCUAAGAAAUAUAUCUUUGAUGGGGAGAUUACAGUUGAGAAGAUUAAGGAAUUUGCUGCUAACGUUGUGGAAGACAAGCUCAAACCUUUCUACAAAUCAGAUCCCAUUCCCGAGACUAACGAAGGGGAUGUGAAAAUAGUGGUGGGGAAUAAUUUUGACGAAAUAGUUUUGGAUGAGUCAAAAGAUGUUCUUCUUGAGAUCUAUGCACCAUGGUGUGGCCAUUGCCAAGCUUUAGAACCAACAUACAACAAGCUUGCUAAGCACUUACGCGGCAUUGAGUCUCUUGUCAUUGCUAAAAUGGAUGGAACAACAAAUGAACACCCUAAAGCUAAGGCUGAGGGAUUUCCAACCAUCCUUUUCUUCCCAGCCGGAAACAAGUCUUCUGAUCCAAUUGCUGUCGACUCCGCCAGGACAGUGGUGGCGUUUUACAAGUUUAUUAAGAAACACGCCGCUAUCCCCUUCAAGCUCCAGAAGCCAUCAACCUCUACCUCGAGUGAGAAGACCGAAGUCAAAGAAGACAUCAAAAGUUCUUCUGGUAAAGUGAAGGAUGAAUUGUGAGAGCAGACGUGUAACAUUAAUGUAAGUUUCUUGUUUAGUUUUUUUGUAACAUUUGGAAGCUUUGACAGCAACAUUCAAUGGACUAAUGUUUUCUGAAAAGGGUAAAUGAAAGGUCUCUUUCCCUUGCGUCUUCUAA